Balaenoptera musculus (blue whale) is the source of this 8094-nucleotide messenger RNA. It is a transcript of the gene CHAF1B, whose product is annotated as chromatin assembly factor 1 subunit B. The transcript has 14 exons. Bases 333 to 2018 code for a protein of 561 amino acids. The record is from RefSeq and is a predicted model, not a curated record. Gene Ontology annotation, cellular component: nucleus; CAF-1 complex. Gene Ontology annotation, molecular function: protein binding. Gene Ontology annotation, biological process: DNA replication-dependent chromatin assembly; nucleosome assembly. Lineage: Eukaryota; Metazoa; Chordata; Mammalia; Artiodactyla; Balaenopteridae.
GGGGCCUGCAGCGCGCGGGAACCGGCGCGCGCGGCGGCGGGAGCUGGCGGCCCCGGGGACUGACCGCGUCCCUGUAGCAGGAGGAUAAACUGAACAGCCACGACUCAGCGAACCAUUUUAGGUGAAACUUGCUGGGUGUUAACGUCAGAGGUCAGCAGUAACAUCCUCUCCCAACGCAGCGUGCGUUGUUAACGGUUAGCAGAGUUCCUGGCUCAGUACAUCGUUCCUGCUAUGAUAUUCACCUCAUUACCGACGAUUUUCAGCUUUCCUCUGUCUUUGGAGAAAGAACGGUCCCCGAGGAACGGUAUUCUGACCCUUGAAGACUCAGGAGGAUGAAAGUCAUCACUUGUGAGAUCGCCUGGCAUAACAAGGAGCCAGUGUACAGCCUGGACUUCCAGCACGGAGCCGCCGGGAGGAUCCACAGGCUGGCCUCCGCGGGGGUGGACACCGCUGUCAGGAUCUGGAAGGUAGAAAAAGGACCAGAUGGAAAGGCCAUUGUUGAAUUUUUGUCCAAUCUUGCUCGCCAUACCAAAGCUGUCAAUGUCGUGCGUUUUUCUCCAAAUGGGGAAAUUUUAGCAUCAGGAGGGGAUGAUGCUGUCAUUCUGCUGUGGAAGGUGAAUGACAACAAGGAACCAGAACAGAUUGCUUUUCAGGACGAGGAUGAGGCUCAGCUGAACAAGGAGAACUGGACUGUCGUAAAAACCCUGAGGGGCCACUUAGAAGAUGUGUAUGAUAUUUGCUGGGCAACCGAUGGGAAUUUAAUGGCUUCUGCCUCUGUGGAUAACACGGCCAUCGUAUGGGAUGUCAGUAAAGGACAAAAGAUCUCAAUUUUUAAUGAACAUAAAAGUUAUGUACAAGGAGUAACCUGGGAUCCUUUGGGUCAGUAUGUUGCUACCCUGAGCUGUGACAGGACCCUGAGGGUGUACAGCGCACAGAAGAAACGUGUGGCCUUUAACGUCUCAAAGAUGCUCUCUGGAGUAGGGGCUGAAGGAGAGGCGAGAAGUUACCGGAUGUUCCAUGACGACAGCAUGAAAUCAUUCUUUCGUAGACUUAGUUUCACUCCUGAUGGAUCUUUGCUCCUCACACCAGCUGGAUGUGUGGAAUCCGGUGAAAACGUAGCAAAUACAACUUAUGUUUUCUCCAGGAAAAAUCUUAAAAGGCCUAUCGCCCAUCUUCCGUGUCCUGGGAAGGCGACGCUUGCUGUUCGCUGCUGCCCCGUCUACUUUGAGCUGAGGCCAGUGGUGGAAGCAGAGCCAGGUGUGGAGCUGGUGAGCCUGCCGUACCGCUUGGUGUUUGCUGUGGCUUCUGAAGACUCUGUGCUUUUGUACGACACCCAGCAGCUGUUCCCGUUUGGUUACGUGUCUAACAUACAUUACCACACCCUGAGCGAUAUUUCCUGGUCCAGCGACGGGGCCUUCCUGGCCAUCUCCUCCACGGACGGUUACUGCUCCUUCGUGACGUUCGAGAAGGAUGAGCUUGGAAUUCGCUUGAAAGAGAAGCCAGUUCUGUGCGUGAGAACUCCCGAUACAGCGAAGAAAACCAAGAGUCAGACACACCCAGGGUCUUCGCCAGGACCCAGGCUGGGAGAGGGAACCCCCAGCAGCAGAGUCCGGGACCCCAGCAGCCCCUCCGCGACGCCCCCUCAGGCGAAACAGUCUCCGGCCCCCACGGCGGCCAAGGACACGCCUGUGGCCACUCCCGGUGCCAGAGGCUUCCUGGCAGGGCCCUCAGAGGAGAAGACCCUGCAGCCCGGCAGUCAGAAUGCGAAAGCCCACCCAUCCCGGAGGGUCACUCUGAACACACUGCAGGCCUGGAGCAAGUCAACACCACGGAGAAUAAACUUAAUACCCUUAAAGACAGAUACUCCACCGAAUUGUAUACCAACCAGCGUAAUUUCCAGCCCUUCCACAGAAGAAAUUCAACCAGAGAUGCCUGGAGACCUUCAGGUCAGUCCCCCGGAGCUUAAGCGGCCCAGACUCAGUGAGCACAGAGAAGGUCCCCAAGGUCUGGACCCCUGAUGAGACCUGUCAUGUGCCUGAAGGCUGCUAGGUCUGGGGACCCCCGUGUGCCCAGAGAGGGGCGAGACCAAACACACCUGAGACCAGUGGAAUCAGACGGAGCCUGACGGACACUAGAAAAUGGAUUUCUGUAACAGAAGAUACACGUGGACCGAUUUUCUCCAGAAAUAUGUUGGCUGUUGUAUUUAGCACACAUUUUUACCUCAGAGAUGUGAACAUUUUAAUAGACUAAAUUCUCUUUUUGAUGAAUUUCUGAGACUGGAACAGUUCAGUGUUACCUAGUGUGAAAAUCAGUAAAUCCCCCCCUUGGAAUACUUGUCUGAAAGUACGGACACUUUAUGGGUGGACUCCUUCCACAGCUAGAAUUAAUUAGAGGAGAAGGUGAUUUGAGAAGGUUUAUUCUGUUGAAUUUUAGAGUGUUUGAUUAUUAGAUCACCUUAGCUUUUAAAUAGUUGAUUAACUUUUGGAAGUUUGUUAUGUUUGCUUUCUGAUUUUAAAGGUGGUAAUGCACAUUCUAGAAAGUUAGUAAAGAGUGAAGUAGAAAAAACGGGUUGGAGGUGGAAAUCACCCAUCUCACCACCAGAGGGAACCCUUGUUACUGUUUUGGCAUAUUUCCUUAAAAUUUCUAUGUUUUUAUUAAUGUUAUUUUAUUUUGGGGAGGGGGGAGAGUUGAGAUUUUACUUUAGAUACAGUUUGGUAUCCAAAUAGGUUAACUUCUUAGACUGAUUUUUCAAAGCAAAAAAAGUACCUUGCCUUAGCAGUCUGUGCCUCUGCUCUCGGUCCCUGGGAUGCUGGCCUGGUCCUUUCCCUCUUGGGAGCAGAGCGGACUCAUGGGCUGAGACGUGUGACGUGCUGUCGCUGCAGGAGGCCUCCCGCGUUUGGAGUCUCCUCUUAGCGCAGGAGACUCUGGUGAUGUGACCAACAGGUGGUGAUGGGUGGAGCCCAGAAGCUGGUGCGGCUGCUUCACGUCGAGGAGUUUACAGAUGGUUUCGUGGCCCUCGAUGCUGUCCCUCUGGCACGGCGAACUCGGUGAGUCCCGCACGUGAGGCUACACCCAGGACCCCUUCCCUGUCUGAACCAAAUCAGAGGGCAAGUUCAGGACCCGCAGGUCCAGGCUCUGGCAGGGAGCCGCUGAGGAUGGAAGAACACACCCUUGUCAGCUCAGGUCAGCAGCAAAGAAGAGAGCUGGAAAGAAGCAUCACCUUGUUGCUAAUCCACAACCCAGUUAACCAGAAAAAGACUCUGCCUCUCUCUACGUGGGAAAGUGGCAAGCGGGAUGAUUUACCACGUGGAGAGCUGGCAGGUGAAUCCAUGCAGAGUUGUAAUAAUGCAGGUGUGGGUCACGUUCGACAUGAAGACAUUUAAAAAUGUCAAAUAGCAGCUGUUUUGACCAGUGGUUCUCAACCUUGACGUCACCCACAGACCUGCUAGACAUCAACACCCAGGUCCUGCCCUCCUUGGUCUGGGGCACGGUCUGAGCGUCAGGAUUCUUUAAGGCUCCUCUGGUGAUUUGAUGCGCAGCCAAGAUCGGGAAAUCGUGAGAGGAAAGCUUUCCCCGGAGAUGGUCUCUGCUGGUUAAGUGCAUUUGCACCAAAAGCUCUUUCUGGCUUCCUCUCUGGUUCAUCACUGAUUGACAGCAAAGCUUCUCUACCCGGGCUGCCAAACUGAAAGGAUAAUGUGUGAGAUGCUGUCAGCCCUUCAGAGGAAAAAGGUCUUUUUCCAUCGCCUGCGGCUGGAGCGCGGUGUGCUUUGCAGGGGUUGAUCCCCGUGCCAACAGGAGUCGUCAUGGGUCCCUUGUCUCUGUGAACCGGCCGGCUCCCCGGCCACCCCCAGUGGAGGGGCGACGGGAAUGGGUGGGAGGGGGCCGGCGCCCCUUCAGCGGAAGUGCACGUCGAUAGGCACCACUGCCUGUUUGUCAGCUGUCUCCAUGACGGUAAAUUACAGACACGGCAAUAAAAGCCCAGGCGGUGUCACCUCAGGGUCCUCGUCCAAAGCCACCUGCUUCCAUCUGGGUAGUGACUGGGGAAGGGAGGCCUUCUGCGGCAGGAGCCUCGCCCGCUGGGGGGGCUGUAUGCCCGCUGAGGGCCAUCCUGCAUCUGCAGUUGGGUGGGGCUCGUGCCUGAAUCCCGCUGCCAGGUGAGGAGACGCGGGAGGGCUCGGGGAGAACUUGGUGGAGUCCGGCAGCGAGCGAGGGCCGCCGGCAGCAGAGGUGAAGGCUUGUCACAGGCCAGGCUGCAGCCGUCGGCAGGGGCGCCUCCCCAAGCAGCGUGCCCGCCAGGGCGAGGGCCCCCCUGUGGAGAGAGGCAGGAGGGCGAGUGGGAGGGUGGGUCGCAGCCAGUGCUCGGGCCCGUUUUUGUCCCCUGUAGCCCCGUCUGUUGUCCCUGCCGAGAGCACUCACUUCUGCAUUUUAACAGUGCUGUUGACCCUUCUUACCAAAAUAUUGCCGGUGUCCUUUUAAGUAGGUCGUGAGUCCUUGAGGAGACGGGGUGGAAUCUCCCAGUACGCCUGCAUCUUCCCUUUGGGGUUAUUUUGCUGUAUUUCAGUCUCAGCUCCCUCUCACCUGGUGUGUGUGUGUGUGUGUGUGUGUGUGUGUGUGUCUCUCUCUCUCUCUCUCUCUCGCUCUCUCUCUCAGAGACAAAUUGCUUCAUCUGAGGAAGUUUCUUCACAGCUCUGAAAACUGCCUCCUUUGGCAGGGGAGAGGGGUCAGAGAAAAGGCAGGAGGGUGGAAAUGAGAAACAGAAUUAAAGGGCUGGAGGGUAAACCAGAUCCUUGCUUACGGAGGUAAGAGGCACCUGUGCUCACACGAACUCUUGUGGCCCCUGGAGGGCACUGUCCCCACUGGAUCUGCCUGGCGGUAGGGCUGCCUUGGCUCGGAGACUGCUGCCCACUCAGCCCCACCUCCCCUGAGGGUUCCACGUCUAUGUCAGGCUUGGCCAAAGUGGCCUUGGACACUGGCUUCAGCCCCUGGCGGCCAGACACGAAGGGAAGCAUCAUUCAACAGAUCGUAGUGGGAGAGGAUUGCGGAAGUAAUCCACGCGUCCACGUGUUCAAUUGUUUGUUCAUCUGUUCAUUCAAGGAAUGCUUAUCUGACACCUUCUAGGUACCAGCGGAUACAUCAGGGCACAAAACAGACAAAGCUCUCUGCCCUCCUGCAGCUCACAUUCUGACUGGGGGAGACGAACACUAAAGCUAGUAAAUAUAUAUUAGAAGAUGACUAUGGGAAAAAGAAAGGUGAGGGGUGUUAGGAGAGCUGGGUGGAGAGUGGCUGAGAACUUAAAGUGGGAGGACCUCUCGGGAAGGCGGAAACAGAACAAAGGGGAGGACGAGGAAGGAAGGAAGCAGGUCAGGUGUUCUAGGACUUCCCAGAGGCAAGGAAUCCUCUACUCGUCUCUGAUGCAUUCUGUGGGUCGGGUUGGGUGUCUGGGGGUUCCCUGGGUGAUGCGGGCGAGGGCAGCCUGCAGUGCCCUGCUGGUAUGGAGCCCCACCAGCUACUCGGCCUCCCCGUCUCCUCACGCUCGCCGCUGGGAGUCGGCCCGACACCUGCCUGUGCGCGUCUCCGGGGGCGCUGGUCGGGGGGUCCAGACCAGGCUGAGGCCGACCGUUGCUCUGAUUAUCAUCGGGGUCGGGAAGGCGCCCUGUCAUGUUCCAGCGGGAGUGAAAUCCUUCUGAGUUGUGAAUCGCUGGUGCAGCUCGCAUGCCAGAUCAAAGGCCGAGCCGUACAUCACCCAGCUGUUUCCUUCCACUUCCUGCUUUUAAGCAAGACCUACGGUGGCUUUAACAGCUACAUCGCCAGAGGCGGUGGCUGCUUUCUUCAGUUUGCGCCCGAGUCCUGCCCGCGUCAGCACAAACAGUGUCAGGAUGCAGAGGAAAGGACUCGCUGGCCUGGAUCCCUUACAGAAGUCCUACAUUUUCCCUCUGGUUUCGGCUCUGAGAGACGCUGUAGCAACAAGUAUGGCCUCUGUUAAGAAGCUGUUUGCAUGACUUCCCUGGCGGUCCAGUGGUUAAGAGUCCGCGCUUCCAUUGCAGGGGCCACGGGUUCGAUCCCAGGUUGGGGAACUAAGAUCCCGCACGUGCUGCAUGGCGCAGAAAAAAAAAAAAAAAGCUGUUUUAAGAACAAAUGCUUAGUGGUGACUGUCCAGCGUCCACACUCCGGCCUCUUUUCUUAACACCCCAAAUGACUUGUGUCGCCUUCUGUCAUAGAAGGUUACCUGGAAAGGCAUUUUCCAGUGUAAUAACAAGUCUUUGUAAUAACUCCAGGGCUCUCUGCCUUUGGUCGGCACCCUUGGCAGGUCUGAGAAGUGCCUGCUUGGGAGGAGUGCAGUGCUGGGUGUCAGCCCUCCAGGCCCUCUUUCCCUCUGCUCUCCCAGUCUCCUCCUGCCCACCAAGUACGCGGAGCUGGCAGCACCCGUGCUUCCCAGCCUGGCCCUGCUCCACAUCUCCAGCGGGGCUUUACAGACAAAACAAAAUAAAACCAACUCAAGUCCAGGCUCGUGACCCCGGAAUCAGCUUCUAAAGGUGAGGGAGACACCCAGCCGGGCACGUGCAUUGUAAAAACCCGAGAGAUUCAGCGGGCAGUCAGCAUUGAGAACUGGUAGGAGUUGUGAAAUCUGAAGAUACACCAGUGACGGGCAGUUAAAAUUCUUUGAGCUCAUUGAUUUCAUAAAGAACCUCCAUAUUCAGCUACUCAAGAAGAGGGUGAAUCUUGAAGAAAACUUUGCCCCCCAGGUCCAGUGUCACUCUGCUUCUAGCCCAGCAGUUACAGGAAUGAGGAGAUGCUGUGUUACUGGAGCCUCCCCCAAAGCCAGCGCCGCACAGUGGUCUCCCACCUCCUGAAUGUGGUUACGGAAGUGAUGAAUUUCGAUUCCUGAUGGAACGAGUACUCCAACAAGCCACUAGAGGGCGAUACUGCUAGGCCUUCGCUCCACUGUCAAAUUUAUUAACUAAUUUCAUGCAUUUUUAAAAAAGGAUUUUUAAUCCCGUUGUUAUGGAAGUAGUGUGUUAUCUAUUACGAUACAUUUUUCAUGUUUAUUACUUUCUAGGUAGUUAAACGCUAUUUUGUUGUUCCAAAGAGUUCUAUAAAUCCAAGUCAUAUGCUGGCAGAGCACUCCAGGAGCGUUUCACAUACAUAUAAGCUAAAUUUAGAAGGUAUUUAUAUUCAGUGUAGUCAAAGGUAUAAUGCGUUGGAAGACAGUAACCUCAAAAAGGGUUUUAAAUUUUUGAACCAAAAAAAUACAGUCUUAAUGACAUUUCUCUACGUUAGCAACAAAUGUAAUAUCCGCCAUGCCUCACAACUAUACAAAGAUAUAUGCACAAAGAUUUGUUGCAAUAUUUUGAAAUGGAAAACAGGGCUGAAAGUCAUCCAAGUGUCUACCAAAAGGAGAUUAAUUAAAUUACAGUAUAGCUAUACGGUGGCAUGUAAUGCAGCUGUUAGCUGGACCACGUGGACUGCUGUGGAAAGAUGUUAAGUGCAAAAACGAAGGUGAAGUCUGAUUUGUCACAUUCCCUGAGAGCUGAGAGGGGCCUGGCCCGCGAGACUCAGGGAAAGCAGGCACCGUGCUGGGAUCGGAGGAGUGUUUGUCUCUGGACCUUAUCCUCGGGAGCAGAGCAGGAGGGGGACUUCUGCUUAGGACAGUCAAGGCCCUUCCAGCUUUAGAUUUCAAGCCAGCACACAACAAUUUUGGCCCUCAUUCCACACGCUCGUGCGUGAAAGACUGGCAAGGGAGUUGUCCUUGAUGGUGGCGGGGGAACUUAGGCCAGGAGGCCAAGUGAUUGUGGGGUUCUCCCCACAAAUGUGGCUGCCGGAGUGUGUGGGAUGGUGUGAAGGGGGUGUGGGAUACAUGACCAGGACAGUGGGAAGGGUAUGGACUUUGGAGCUAGAAAGUGUGGGGUUUUAAUUCUGUCUCAACUGCUAAGCUGCUGUGUGACCUGGCACGUUUUAUGUCACCUCCCUAGGCCUCAAUCUUCCCAUCUGUGAAAUAGGAAUCCAGCAUUUCAGUGCCUCAUAUGGUCGUUGAAAGGAUUGAGUGAGACAUGUAUCUUCCUCUUAAGCUGAGAGUUCCAUUUGAGAGUUCCAUUU